AGAUACGUCAUUCCGCCGAGUAAUCUCUCAGGUCAACUUCUUUGGCCACAACUAGAAGGGGCCAGUCAUCAGCUUCACACAUCACCAUGGACAGCAAUUUGACAACCAUAUUCGACCAGUCAAUCUUAGAAACCUGAUUGGAGCGCAGCAUGACAGAGGAAGGCAGCAUCUUCCAUCUGUGGCCAGUCUAUAUCGCCAAUCCUAAUGAUUCUGACUUCCAAUCGUGUAUAGCGCAGGAUGAAGAACCGUUGAAUUUCUGCAGAUUCGUGGUUUGCGGCUUGUUCAUCAACCUGGUCGGCCUGCUUGGUCUGAUAGGAAACAUAAUCUCUAUGAUCAUCUUGUCCAGGCCGCAGAUGCGAUCCAGCAUAAACUACCUGUUGAUCGGCCUGGCUAGGAUAGACACCGUGCUGAUUGUGACAAGUAUUCUGCUCUUCGGACUGCCUAGCGUUUACCCCUACAGUGGACUCUUCUUCACGUACUAUUACAUUGUCUUUCCUCAUAUCGCACCAUUGGCAUAUCCCUUGGCAAUGGUGAGCCAAACAGCAUCUGUCUACCUCACAGUCACAAUUUCGUUAGAAAGAUUCGUUGCGGUCUGUUUCCCCCUCAAAGCAAAAUCGCUGUGCACCUACGGUCGAGCCCGCAUAUACGUCAUAGCCAUCGUCAUAUUCUCAGUGUUAUACAACGUACCAAGGCUGUUCGAAGGUACAGUCCAGCAGGAAUAUGAUCGGAAACUAAACAUCACGAUCUAUUGUCCGUCAAUCAGCAAGCUUCGCAGCGAUCCUCAGUACAAGAGGAUCUACGUUCAUUGGCUCUACCUCAUCUGUAUGUACCUGUUGCCAUUUCUCGCGCUGGCCAUUCUGAACGGGUGCAUCUAUAAGCAGGUAGUCAACCCUCCUACGGUUAGUUAAGAGUCAAAAAACGGUUCGUUUGUGCAUGCGGAUUUUUAUUUGUUUUGGCAGUUUUCUCUACUAACAGCACUCUUCAUUUUCAACCUAUACCGCAGGUUCACAUUUUUUAAAUAUUUGUCCUAAUUAAUUGCGUUGCUUUGAAAGAAUCUAAUGUUUUAUUGUAUGUAGUCUAGUAUUUGUAUACUAUUAGUAAUCAAACUACUAUCGAA
Messenger RNA from Acanthoscelides obtectus, 1117 nucleotides. The record is from the annotation of a GenBank genome assembly. NCBI's taxonomy places the organism in Eukaryota, Metazoa, Arthropoda, Insecta, Coleoptera, Chrysomelidae.